This is a messenger RNA of Trichoplusia ni (cabbage looper), 3312 nucleotides long. RefSeq names its product N-alpha-acetyltransferase 40 (gene Naa40). The transcript has 5 exons. The record is from RefSeq and is a predicted model, not a curated record. Gene Ontology annotation, molecular function: histone H4 acetyltransferase activity; histone H2A acetyltransferase activity; protein N-terminal-serine acetyltransferase activity. The coding region runs from base 118 to 855 and encodes 245 amino acids. Lineage: Eukaryota; Metazoa; Arthropoda; Insecta; Lepidoptera; Noctuidae. Gene Ontology annotation, cellular component: nucleus.
UAAAACAACAAAGCCUGUGUCAAAAAACGCGUUUUUCUCUUCUGGUUCCCGCCGAAAAUUAUAAAUAAAUCAAAAUCUUGUUAAUUAAAUCGUUUUGCUAUCAAGCUGUAGUCGAAAAUGGGCAAAAAAACGCAAGAUAAUGCUAACAAGAAUAAAGAAAAACGUCAGGCGAGAAAGCUGGAGCAACGUCGAAUUGCAGAUGCUAUGGCACACGUCACUAAUGCUAAUAAACUGAAAGACAUAGCUUCUUUAUGUAAAGAACUUUUAGUUUACCGAAACAACGAUCUCGAAGUAGAAAUGUACAUUCAACGCGUCACUGAUCUUGAAAAGAACGUGCUGCAGUGGGCGAUAGACUUGACUGAGAGGAAUAUGAAGAAACUAUAUGAAACCUGUGCUUGGGGUUGGAACAAGGACAAAAAGGUUGAAGAAAUGACAGAUGAUGGGGCUUGGUACCUUAUUGCUAGAGAAAAAUCAGGCACCCUACUAGCAUUCUCACAUUUCCGAUUUGAUAUGGAUUUUGGAGAUCCAGUUCUUUAUUGCUACGAGGUGCAGGUGGAGAGCGAGGGUCGCCGCCGCGGGCUCGGGCAGCGCGUGCUGGGCGUGCUGGAGCGGCUCGCGCUCGCCACGCGCAUGCGCUGCGUGCGACUCACCGCGCUCACGCAUAACCCCGCCGCCUCAGCGUUCUUCAGAGCAUGCGGGUACAGUUUAGACGAGACCAGUCCUUCGAAAGAAGAUGCAGCCCAUUACGAGAUCCUCAGCAAAGCGACAGACACUGACAAAGUAGAGCCGUCCCCCUCAGACCAGUGCCCUCUGAGUGAAGGCAUGAAGGCCGUGCAAGUGGUCAGCUCACAAUGACACCGGACUACACAUGGAGUAGAAACUCUUUGACAUAAAUCCCGUCUUUAUUUAUAAUGUCUUAAGGUUGAAUUUCUCAAUGAGUAAUAUUGAACUUCCCAGAAAACUCUGAAGUGCAGUGUACUGUGAAUUUUAUCGUGCUUUAAAUUAUACAGGAUAGAAUAUAGUACUUUGCUUUUUGAGUAUUGUUCUAGCUGCAAAAAAAAAAUCGUAAUGUGAGCGCAAAAAAGCAUCAGCUACGGCAACUGUGCUCCACACUUAUAGUAAGUGAAUGAACUGGAUAAUGUGACCAAAAGAUAAUAGGCUAGUUGCCACUACUUUUAUUAUUUGAUAGAACGGUUCAUUACUAUUAUAUAACACCAUAAAAAAAAAUCUGAAGCACCUAUCCUAAUAUAUUUUAAAUUUUAAAAUUUAUUUUCGCUAUGCUGUCAAAAACGCCGUCCGCCACGAUGGUCUAUUAAUUAUCUGUGCCGUGAAGUGACUAUUCUUGUAAACACUACGCGUGACUGUCAUAUACUUUUUAUCGGAAUUCAAAACCAUAUCUUCGAAAGGAUUACAUGAUAAAUAUAGUAAUUACCACUAUUGUAUCGUGCGGGAAUGUAAGAAUACAUCAAUACAGAACCCAGAAAAGUUGUGGAUUAAAGUACCCACUGAUGAGAAUAUGCGAAACACCUGGUCAAAAGAGAUCCCGUAACUCUGUCCAGUGGAACUGCUGUGUAUUUCUGUGUAUUUUUACGUGAAAUAAAUAAUUAUCAAGGCGUUUAAAUGAAAGACCACGAAUAACCUGAAACUAGCGUUUGACAUUAUGUUUUUUACAAUAUUGGUGACGUAGAACCAUGGCAGACGGUGUUUUCAAGCAAGAGAAAAAAGUAAGGGUUUCAGUUGAAUUUUUACAGCAAUCCUCUAUUAAUAUUUAUUGAAGUUUAUAUAUUUCGGACCCUUGCACGGAGUAAUAUUUAAAUUAAAAGUUAUUUUUACAAAUGGUGACAUGAGGCAACAAACCUAUUAUGAUUUCCGGAAUAAUACUAUUUCAUGUUAAGCACUUUUUUAUAACUAUCUAAUACUGCAGAGCAAAAGCCUACUAUGCUUUAUUUCACUCUGUCCGGCCUAUGACGUCUCUCGCCAUUUCAUACGAGACCUUCUUUGUCUCCGCCUAAUUAGCUCAAUAGUACACAUUAUUUUUGUAUAGAUAGAUAUUUACAUUCUAAAUACCUCAAGCCGUAUUUUGAAGUUAUCAGUGUUUCUCUGUUGUGUAGUUCUAUCGUUUUAAUUAGAGGAAAAAACAGACUUUAUGAACUACUAGGUAAGGUUCAUAAUGAUUUGCUUAUAAUACUCAUGUCACACGCAUUGCAAGUAGACAGCUCUGUAGAAUGUAGCCUUUAAAGUAAAAGUAAAUAGUUUGUAAAUGUGGUACAGCAGUUGGCCCUAUGUAUAAGUAUAGUUGUCAAAGAUGUACCAAAUACACAGUACAGAUACAAGUAUCUGAGAUACAAAAUGCAAGUUACUUUAAUGUUUUAUUUAAGGUACGAGAUUUAAACGCGUAUCUUGUAUCUGUAAGUCAGAUACUUGUGUCUAAGAUAAUUGUUCUCUGUUAAUUGUUAAGUCCACUUCUUAAUUACAAUUAGGCUAAUAACUUUUAAGAUUACGUCUAACUUAUAAAUUAACUGUCAGAUCCAAAAAUAUUUUUUUAAACGUGUCAACGAAUUAAUUAAGUAAUAUUUUACUUUUUUCAUAACACACUACUCUUCUAUUUUUGUCUCAUGCCAAAAUAAAAAAUUGUCUUUAAUAAAGACUUAAAAUUAUUUGUGUUGAUCAACUGUUACUAUGCAAAAGAGGUACCUAUAGCAUAAUAAUCUUUAUAAUAAGACUUUGCAAACAAUGCCCCGAUUUCGCUAUUUGCAAUAGCCAAUGUGUAAAUGACAAUCGGAUUAAAUUUAAAACUAUUAGGAAAUUCAUUGUACUGACCGUGAGUGUUCCGCCGCGUUAUGAAUUUCCAAUAAUUGUGUUGGCAAAAUGCUAAGAAUAAUUCACAUAGUGCCAAUUUAAUCCAAUUUCCAUUAAUUCAUCGGUAAGGUAAGCAUCAUUGAGGCCCUAGUCCUGUGGAAGGAAAGAGACUGUCAAGAAAGCAAUAGGCUAGCGAUUCCGAUAAACCAUUUAGACUUCACAUUCGACCUGGCUUCGUUGAAACUAAUGAUAAUGAACUUAUUGCUAUAACUAUUACGCUGUGGAUUAAUAGAUAACGAAAUCAUGAAAAUAUGAAAACGUGUCAUUAGAGGUCGUGGUAGUAAGUACGUUGGUACAUUAUCACGUAGAUAUUACUACAGCUAAUUAAGAAGUAAUCAAUAAACAAAAGGUCAAGAGGUUUUUAAACUUGCAUCCGUGUGAAGUACGAAGUUUACGGUUCAAUACAUAAUUAUGCGAUUUGCACGUCUAUGACUUACUCAACUACUAGUAAAA